Messenger RNA from Anneissia japonica, 3201 nucleotides. Its product is annotated as galactosylceramide sulfotransferase-like. NCBI's taxonomy places the organism in Eukaryota, Metazoa, Echinodermata, Crinoidea, Comatulida, Comatulidae. The transcript is spliced from 4 exons. The coding region runs from base 97 to 1431 and encodes 444 amino acids. Gene Ontology annotation, cellular component: membrane. Gene Ontology annotation, molecular function: galactosylceramide sulfotransferase activity. Gene Ontology annotation, biological process: glycolipid biosynthetic process. The record is from RefSeq and is a predicted model, not a curated record.
UUUGACCUGUACUACCUGAAGUGUAAGUAUUCUAACAGUUGUUCAGAAUGUCCAUAUCAACCAGAUAGGCCUAAGUUACUGGAUAAAUUGAUAUCAAUGGGUCGAUGUUUUAAGAUAUAUUUUCUGGCUUGUAUAACUGUUCUAUUGUUUCAUGUAAUAACAUUGAUUCCAAAUUGCAAUGUAGGCCUAAUUCAUAAAAGAAUAAAAGGCAGCAAUACUCAACAUACAGUAUUGCAAAGUAUUAGGAAUAAGGUAACACAGCCCGCAGACCUACGAAGUUGCACGCCGAGGAAAAACAUCGUGUUUUUGAAAACUCACAAAACAGGCGGAACAACGCUAGCACGAAUACUUGAGCAAUAUGCUUUCGACAACAAACUAAAUGUGGUUAUUAAAGAAGGAAAAUACACAAAUUUUCACUUUGCAAAUGUGAAUUUUAAUUUUACUUCAAAGAAAAACUUCGUACCCCCGAUGGGCGUCAAACGAGGAGAUUAUAAAAAUUAUAAGUACAACGUUUUUGCGCUACAUGCUCUAUAUAAUAGGCCGGUUUAUGACUCGUUUAUGGAAAAUGGCUCGAUUUAUGUGACUUUAUUACGAGACCCGGUCUCUCAGUUCGAAUCUGCUUUUGAUUUUUUUAAUGUUGGGGCAGCCGCUAUAAGAGACAGUUCAUUAAAUAAAUCACAGAGAUUACAGGUUUUCCUUAAAGAUCCACUUAAAUAUUGGACUAAGCUGAAAGGAUCUCUGCGCUUAUUUUCUCGAAAUAAUCAGAUUUGGGAUUUGGGCGUGGAUCCUGCGAAAUGUCCUAAUAGUUUUGUUGUUGAUUAUACGAUUAAACGAUUGGAUAAUGAACUUGAUCUAGUAAUGAUAACAGAAUAUUUUGACGAAUCAUUGUUAUUACUGAAGAAAAAGCUUUGUUGGGAAUUUAAAGACAUUUUGUAUUUGCCUCGAAACGUGAGAAGUUCGCGGGCUACUUUAAAUGUGGACAUUCGUAAAAACAUAUCAAAGUGGAAUUGGAUAGACACGAAAAUAUACUCUCACUUUCUCGGGCGUUUACAUAAACUUAUAAAGGACUAUGGUCCAAGAUUUCAAGACGACUUAUCUGCGUUCCGUAACAUGACUUCAUUUGUUUUUAAAACAUGUGUUGCUAAUGAAAAAGUGCAAACAUUCCGUAAGACAAAAAAGAUUGCUUUCGACAUGGUUCGUGGUAAUGUCACCGGCCAUGGCGGAAUUUGCAGGCGUGUUGGUAAAUUAGACGAAUGCAACUUUGGUAAUGGUUACAUUUUGUUGCUUGAUUUAUCUUACAUAUGUGAGAGUGUUACCUCCAGCAUUACGGAUUUGAAUCCUUACCUCAAGAAUAUGAUGAAGGGAAAUACAAAUAGAACUGUACGCGGUGGGGGUGGUGGUGGUGGUGAUGAUGAGGAACUUGGUGAAUAAGCCUACGAUGCCUGUCUUUCAAUGCCACUCAUAUACAAGCUCACUUAAAGUAAAGUAAAGUAACUCAGUGGCUUACUAUUGUACAUAUCUUAUGUAGCAAAUCGGUGGUUCACAUAAUGGGUAGUGUUGAAAAAAACAUGAAGAAAAACAAUGCGCAAGAUGAAAUUUGCCAAUAUGAAACAUGGUGUUUGUGCUUGCGAACUACUGUUUUUUGGUGAUCCGCUACACUAGCGGAUCACCUCUUGUUAUUGUACUGGAUCGUCUUCUUUUUUUUAUUCUCACUUUCUCCCCAUUUCUUGUUCGCACGAUAUCUCAAAAUUGCUGUGAGCAAUGUUCAUGCACGUUUCAACACACAUUUGGCUUGUCAUCGAAAAGUCAAUGUGACCUGUUCAAUGUGUUCUGUCACGCGUGACGUAAUCUACGCGCAAUUUUGCGUAUUUUAUAUUAUCGAUCAUAUCAUCCUCACCAAUUUUCAUUUCUAAAUCAUAUUAAGUGUGCAUAAACUUCAGAUCAAUGUUGAAUAUCACGUACCAAAAUAUUUUGCCUGCGCGUCAUAACGCGUGCGAACGCGUGCGUCAAAAUUUUAAAAUGCCCAAAAUCACUUUCUGACUAAAUUAGAGUACGUUUCAGACCAUUUUAAGCAUUUCAACAUUUUUCAAAUUUUUUGCACCGCGUGCGCAUUUCUGUACGCGCCAGGAGCUGUAAAUUUCGGGUUUUUUUUUACAAGUAUUGGGUUUCUGACACUGUCAAUUAGGACCAAUAGCAAUGCUUCACGCGCGCAUCAAAUUAUGAAUGUUUGUGCUCGUUUUUGUCGACAAACACUGAAAUUUGGCCAAAAUCAUGCCUAUUUUCAAUCAGUUAUACAGUAGCUAUAGGAUGAAAGGUGACCCCCAAUUUUUAUUACUUAUUCUUAAAGAACAUUAGGUGUAAAUAUGAUUUUAUGCAUCAUAAUGGUUAAUCGGACAUUGUGACCAUCUAUAACGUCAUCACAUUGCCAUCUGAAAUAACAAAACUACUGAAUUGUCAUCUAUGACGUAAUUUGUUAGAAUACUCAUUUGAGCUCAUGUCACUUAUCUUUAAUCUACCGUCUCUCAACUUUGAGUAUGUUAUAGCUGCGACAAUGUUCUUUCAUAAAUGUGACUUUUUUUUGUAUUAUGAUGAUGUCAUCAUGGUCAAAUCUUUAUGCACGUUUUUGUCUAAUAAUACUGAAAAUUUACAUAUUUUCAAUCAGUUAUAGCUCCUUAGAAUGAAAGGUGACCCCUAAUUUUUAUUACAUAUUCUAAAAGCACAUGAGAUGUAGAUAUUAUUUUAUAGAUCAUAAUGGCUGAUCGGACAUUGUGACGUCAUCAUAUUACCAUAAGAAAUAGAUUAAAAAAAUCGGAAUUUUUAUUUAUUAUGUGAUUGCUAAAAUACUCAUUUGAGCGUAUCUCACUUAUCCUUGAUAGAUCGCCUUUUAACUUCGAUUAUGUUAUAGAUGAGACAAUUUUCUUUCUAAAUCUGACCUUUUUUUAAAAAAGUAUUGGGUUUCUGACACUGUAUUCACGUAUUUCCAUUCUUUUUCAGUCAAUUAGGACCAACAGCUUCACGCGCGCAUCAAAUUAUGAAUAUUUGUACUCGUUUUUGUCGACAAACACUGAAAUUUGGCCAAAAUCAUGCCUAUUUUCAAUCAGUUAUACCGUAGCUAUAGGAUGAAAGGUGACCCCCAAUUUUUAUUACUUAUUCUUAAAGAACAUUAGGUGUAAAUAUGAUUUUAUGCAUCAUAAUGGCUGA